This is a messenger RNA of Emiliania huxleyi CCMP1516, 744 nucleotides long. RefSeq lists its product as hypothetical. The record is from RefSeq and is a predicted model, not a curated record. NCBI's taxonomy places the organism in Eukaryota, Haptophyta, Isochrysidales, Noelaerhabdaceae. The coding region runs from base 1 to 744 and encodes 247 amino acids. The transcript has a single exon.
AUGCUGCCGCCACAAAUCAACACGUUCGCGGCAAGGCGCCGGCUCCUCCAAGCCUUUCUGCUCGCGAGUUCCGUGCGCAACUCGCCGGUUCUACACGCCGCGGCCACGGGCGCGGGUGCCUUCAGCGCCUACGAGAUGGAGAUGGAGCGAGCGGAGCCCGGCAUGCCCGCGGCUCGUGUGGCUGCAGCGCUGGCGCGCGAUGAGGCCCUUCUUGCCAAGGGCGUCCUCCCGAUGUACCCAUUGCUCUCCGAGCGGAGAGACAUCGCCGCCCUGCUCGAGGACGAGGCUGCUUUUCGGGCGCGCAUCCUCGCUCGCCCAGGCGCAAGUUCGAGCUCCAAGCGGGGCCAGGCCGCGCGCACGCCAGCAUUGGCCACUCAGAUCACCAGGAUGGGCACCCAGAAGGUCGAGCCGCCGCCUCUUAGUCUCGGGGCUCUCGCUCUCGGCUACUUUGAGAGGCUGUCCACGGCGGCGGCCGACCCUACCGCCGUCAUGGCGGCGGCGCGCGAGUACCAGGCCGCAGCGCGGGAGGCGAACGCGCUGGCAGAGCUUGCCCAGCGCAACCGCGACAGCGCCGACUCGCCGCGCGUGGGCGAGUACCUACGAGGUAUGUGCGAGGCGACCCGGCGAUCGGCGGCGAGCCUCGACCGGGUGGUCGCCCUGCUGCCGGCGCAGCGGCAGCCGCUGUCCGCCGACGCCGUGGAUCGGCUGAUUGCGGCGGAGCAGGAGAGGACAGGGCGGCAGUGA